Molecule: messenger RNA, 930 nt
Organism: Brassica napus (rape)
Lineage: Eukaryota; Viridiplantae; Streptophyta; Magnoliopsida; Brassicales; Brassicaceae
Product: cysteine-rich receptor-like protein kinase 10
Exons: 2
Coding region: 98-859 (253 amino acids)
Source: RefSeq, a predicted model, not a curated record
AAUAGCAUUCUUGAUUUAAUCUACAACCGUAGCGCAUAAAGAAAGAAAAACAAUUUCUUUCAUAUUCGGAGCUUCCUGACAUUGGGAAAUCCCAACUAUGUCUUCGUGGGUCACUUUUUUCUUCCUUUCCUUUUUCUCCGUUUUCACUUGCAUCAAAGUUUCUUCUCAAGACCUUUCUCUCUUAUAUAACUUUUGUCCAAAUACGACAACGUAUUCAAGGAACAGCACUUACUACACCAAUCUCAAAACCCUUUUGGCUUCCUUUUCUUCACCCAACUCUUCCUACUCCACCGGAUUCCAAAGUGGUAAGGCGGGUCAAGCUCCCGAUACCGUCACCGGACUUUUCCUAUGCCGCGGAGAUGUCUCGCAGGAAAGUUGCCGUAACUGCGUGGCCUUUGCCGUCAAUGAAUCCUUAACGCGGUGCCCGAAUCAGAGCGAGGCCGUGCUCUAUUACGAUGAGUGUACGCUCAGAUACUCUCACCGGAAUAUUCUCUCCACCCUUAGAACCGAUGGUGGAUAUACCUUGCCUAACCUCAAUAAUAUUCCACGUAAUCAGCAAGACCGGUUCCGAGAUUUGGUUUUGUCCACCCUGAACCAAGCGGCAGCCAAAGCAGUGGCCAGUUCCCGAAAAUUCGAUGCGAGAAAAGUCAAUUUUACUGCGUUGCAGAGUUUGUACGGACUUGUUCAGUGCACUCCUGAUUUGACGGGGCAAGACUGUUUGCGUUGUCUGCAAACGUCCAUCAAUCAGUUACCCACUGAAAGAAUUGGGGCAAGACUUCUUUUGCCUAGCUGUGGUUCGAGAUACGAGCUUUACCCGUUUUACAACGAAUCUGCCGUUACAACACAAACCACCACCUGAGUUUGUAGGAGGAGUUGGCCUCCAAUAUAAAUUGAUCAAGAAAUAAAUGCAGCUGAAUUGUUCGUAGAAAA